This is a messenger RNA of Anopheles marshallii, 2184 nucleotides long. RefSeq lists its product as uncharacterized. The coding region runs from base 1 to 2184 and encodes 727 amino acids. The record is from RefSeq and is a predicted model, not a curated record. Gene Ontology annotation, molecular function: ATP binding; ATP-dependent chromatin remodeler activity; DNA translocase activity. The transcript is spliced from 2 exons. NCBI's taxonomy places the organism in Eukaryota, Metazoa, Arthropoda, Insecta, Diptera, Culicidae. Gene Ontology annotation, cellular component: nucleus. Gene Ontology annotation, biological process: reciprocal meiotic recombination; double-strand break repair via homologous recombination.
AUGGUUCAACGGUGGACGCCGAUCCAGCAUCUCUAUCUGGACGGUUCGCGUAAGUAUCGGGUGCAUCGGGAGCUAGUGUCCAAACUUGCCAUCCAUCAACUCGAAGCGGUUCGCUUCCUGUACACUCAGCUGCGUGAGUAUACCGGAAUUUUCUUGAACGAUGAAUCAGGCCUCGGCAAGUGUUACCAAACGGUGGCAUUCCUAUCCGCCCUGGCUGUAAGCGAAGAUCGAUCGCUAAUCUUGUGCCCCGACCGCGAUCGGCUGUACCACUGGACGUACCAUUUGGAUGCGUUAGCACCGUCGUUACGCAGCAAAGUGCACAUAAAAUCGUACCUGGAUGCGGGCGAAGAACAAUCGACGCUACGGAGAACCGAUUGGCAGUACGUGGUGGUGGACGAAACCCGGCGAUUUAUGAGCGAUAAGCAGCUGGAAACGCUUCGUUCACUGGCGGUAAAGCGAUACAUCUUUGUUUGCUCCAUUGAUUUGCUCGACCGGCUGGAUGUGUUGAUAAAGCGGCUAGAUUUUUGUUACCCACGAGAUACGAAUCAUCUUCUAACGGUGAUCGAACAGCAAAACAAGCGACGAUCGCAAAGAGAUAGUUACAAGCUGUAUCUGUGUACGAGACGAUUUAUCCUAAGACGGUACUCUAGCAGUUAUCGUCAAACGCUUCCACUCAUUGAGAGGGGACAGUUUAUGGAAAGUUAUCAAGCGUGGAGUAUAGCGAAUGAAAUAGACAUUCCAGCUAUUGUAACAUCGCAACGGGAACCUUCUGAAGGGCGUAACAAUUCUACGCAAUCGGGCGGAGAAGAAAUAUCGAGUAAAACAAUGACACCGGAAGCAAUGGGUGUUGCACGUGGCAGAGAGAAAGAUGAUACAACACACUCGCCGAUUCGCUGUGGACGGCUGGAACUGACACAAGAGAACUCCCCGGAUCAUGCGUUUGAAGCGGUUCCACUACACUACACCGAAAGCGAACCACUGUUUGAACCGAACGAAACAAACACAGAACUUAUGCCAGCUUUACGUGUCGAAUCGGACACACCGUCGGAAAACUAUUCCAUUCCCGAGAUCGAUUCUUCAACCAUCCCCGAAACGGCGUCCGACUCCCAGGGUUACGUGCAGUUCGGUCAGGAGAUAUCCAGCCAUGGGUACUCCUCGUCCCAACCGUUCCAACCAGCACUCGCAACGGAGCGGUAUCGAUUUCCGAUCGAAAAGUUCCUCCGAAACCAGGGCCAGCUAAAAUCCUCCAGUUCAUCGCUGAGCGUGGAAAGCAUACCAAAUGGACAGCCACUUCCCCCGGUCGCCGAAAUCGUGAUCAGCUCUUCCGAUUCACAGCAGCGUAAAUCGCCAAAAUCGCCUGCACUGUUUGACGAUUCGGACCAUGAUACGAAAUCUUUAAAUUCCAUCACCUCCGAUACAGAGGAUGACAUCUCGCUGAUGGAGCUGUUGGCCUCGUCUCGCACGGUGGCGCCGAUCGGUACGAUCGGUGAGAGAAUACCGUCGCCCAGCAUAGCGCUCCGUAGGCUACCGUCCAUCAGUACACCGAUAUCGAAGCUAAUGUUCGGUCCACUGGCAAAUGGACAAGGCGAAUCGCAACCGGAGCCGAACAACAUUUCAUCGGUGGACAUGUUUGCCGAUUCCCUAGUCACCGGCGAGAAUGUGGAUAAUGUGUUUGAAAUUACGAAAAAUAACGCCUUUCCUAAUCGAAUCGCGGUGCACGGAGAAGCGAAUGGUAAUGCUUCGUUGAAGCUGGUGAACCUGGACGAUUCCACCGACGAGGAUGUCCAGUUCGUGGACGAAACGGUCGGAUGCAUUAUAGAUCUCGCGAAUGACACUGUUAGCACACCGAAAUCGGACGUCCUGAAUCGGGCCGUCGUGUGUCAAAAGACACCACCGAGCGGUGCAUUGAAUCAGGGCGUUUCUCCCGGCCGUGGAUGGUUGGGCAAAAGCCUUCGAAAGGUGACUCUUUCACCCGCUAGUGGAGGAAACACACCCAGCACUAGUAGACAGUCACCUAACAGGCGGGGAGGUAGUAGUGGAUGCAGUAGAGCUAAUGCCGUUCCCAAAGGAACGACCCCGAUUGUCCGGGACGCUAAAAGGCGCCGCAAGCUGGACGAUUUGUUUCAAACUGUUACUGAUACGAAGAGAGGCCGCUCCAGCCAGCGGAGAGCCUCGAGGAGAUGA